This is a messenger RNA of Drosophila mojavensis, 4735 nucleotides long. RefSeq lists its product as uncharacterized. Bases 375 to 3254 code for a protein of 959 amino acids. The record is from RefSeq and is a predicted model, not a curated record. The transcript is spliced from 7 exons. Lineage: Eukaryota; Metazoa; Arthropoda; Insecta; Diptera; Drosophilidae.
GGCAAACGAACGCAACAGUCGCAAGCAGGUAAUCUACUAGAGCGCGUUCGGGCCCGGACAAAAUAUUAUUGGCCGCUUGCAAAGAAUUCACAAAAAAAAAUAGAAAAAAUUUAAAUUAUAAUAACGAACGAACAACAACAGCGAAACAAAAACAAAAAAUAAAUAAACAUCGAAUCGCGACGCAUAUAAGAAAAAUCUUUACAAAAUUUGAAACAAGAGAAGCUCGUCCCGCAGUACCGUUGCGAAAUUUCUGUUGUUUACGGCUUGAUGUUCAUGCAUAUGUAUGUAUAUAUGCAUAGACGAUUUACGGUUUAGCUAACGUUCAAUAGAGUACAGUGCAUAUCGGCUAAAAUACUAUACCACGUUCUAGCAAAAUGAAGUCCGACCCACGGCCGCUGCGGUCCAGCUGGCUGCUCAGCUACGCCGCCAUCCUCUGCCUGCUGUUCGGUGGCAAAGCGCUGGCCCAAUCCAAUUACGUGCAGCAUGGCGAUAGCGGCAACUACUCCACAAACGGACUGCCCGAGGAGGCGACCCUGGAUGGCAAGGUAACCAAACUGGAUGACAUUAGCCCCUUGAUAUUUUUGAAUCGCACCAAAGCCGCGUUGAACUGCGCAGCCGGCUCAAUGCAAGUUGAUCUCAAAUUCAAUGAUCCCUUCCACGGCAUCAUUCAGGCUGACUACGAUCGGAGCAGCGCUUGUCGAGUUAGUGGUAAAGGCGCACUCAGCUAUCGCCUGGAGCUACCGCUCAAGGGCUGUGGAACAAUACAGAAUCCCACACGCGUGUUCACCAACAACAUAAUUGUCCGCUUCCAUGCCAAUUUGGAGAUGGAUGGCGAUGAGAUCAUCACAAUCGUUUGUCGCUAUCCGCCGCCGGUGCCCUCUCUGCCACCCGCACUGCCAGCACCCAUCUUAAAUCCCAUUGCCACGGGCUCUGUACUUCAGCCGCCACUGAAGGGCAUUCAGAUCUUGAUGAUCAUAUGCGCCAUCAUGUUCCUGACCCUGCUGCUGUUGGGUCUGGCCGUCUCCUACUACUGCUUGCGUAGUCGUCCCAUUCCGGUGGUGCGACGUCUGCCGAUGAGCAUGGGCAGCGGCUCAGAGAUCACCAAGCUGAGCGGCAGUAGCGCUGGCAACAUCAGUGCAUUCGAGGGCGUGAAGAUACCGCGUGCUCAUGCGGCUCUCCAGGCCGUCUAUAGCUCGUCGGGCAGCGAAGGCGCUCUGAUACCUUCGGACUACCCCAGUGAGUCGCAUUCGGAAAUCGAGGAGAUUGAUACACGAUCGCUGCCGUUCAGCUCUGCGGGCAGCUUCGAGAAUCGGGCAUUUGUUCAGGAAACGUCCAGUAUCUACAGUGACCACUAUGCUCCAGCUCAGGAAGUGCCAGCGGCCAACGCUGUGAUAUCCACGGUAAUGCGACAAACUGCUACAGUGCAGGAGCCGUUGGCUGGCUCGCCCAAGUUUGAUGUUCAGGUGAGGGUGAAGAAAUCGCCACCGCCCAUCCCAUCACCCGUCACAUCCGACACGGAGAGCAUGGCGACUCUUCGGGGAGAUCGCAACAACUUGUCGACCAUCAUGGAGGGCUACGAGGACCGGGAGAGUGUCAUGACCAUGGACUCACUGCCACACCAAGUAGAGACGAUGCAGUCCCAGUUCACGUACGUGCCCGAGCUACAUCCGGCACCGCAAAUGCCCCAGCCACAACCGAUUCCGAUGGUAGCCGAGCCCAAGUUCUCCGUCUAUACUCGCACUCACCAUGAGGUUGUCGACGGUCGUCCGGAAACCUGGUCUGACUACACCGACGGACCGGAACCGAGCGAGAUUACAGAUCUGUCCUCGGAGGCACCCGAGCGAUCGGUCGUCCACGACACCAGUCGGGCGGUGGACACGAUGCACUACUACGAGGACGAGUAUGUGCCAGCGGAGCCAGUGGUGCAGACGCCGCCACCGCUGCCUGCCGUGACAUCCCACACUGUCGACGACAUCUAUUUGCGUACGGUUACCGAGAAGAAGACUAUCGAGGACAUUGAGAGCCACAAGCGACGCGUCACCGAGUACAAGAGCAAGCCGAAGGCCCCACUACCGCCACCACCGCCUCCGGUGGUUGAUCCCACGUUCGACGUGAAGGUGCGCAAAUAUCCAAGCGAGCGCGAGCAGCAGCAAUGGGAGAACUUCUCGGAUAUCUCGAGCGCCUCCGGGCUAACACUCACGCCGAAGAUGUCGCGCACCGAGCUAAGCCUGCCACCGGCGGAGCCGCCGGCCCAGAUCCACGAUAACAAACAGAAAUUGACCAGCCCCGAGCUAGUUGGCAACAUGAAACCCAUUGAGGUACCGCCGCAGGACAAGGAUGUGCCCAACUGGGACGUGCUCAUACGCAUUCUGGAGGAGCCCGAACUAUCCGAGAUCGGCGACGACACCAGUUCCGUUCACAACAUCAGCUACGAUGACAGGGCCAAGUGGAAGGAGAUCAUUACCACGCAGUCCUCAUUGCGCACCAUGUUGACCGAGGCGGUAGUGCGCGAGGACUUCGAGCGCAUUCGCCAGGACACGCGGUACGAGCGCAUGUUCGAGCCGCAGACCUGGGACGUCAUCAUACGCAUCCUGGCGCCACCCAGCGACGACGAGACGGACGUCGAAAUGCGCGCACCCAAGCGCGGCAAGAAGGCGCCGCCACAGCCGUGGGAUACCCGCUCCAGGCGCAGCUCGCUGCCAACGCUAUACGAGUACGACAGCGACGGCGGCUCCAGCGUGCGUACCAUACGCAACGAUCCGACACUGCCAUUGCACGGCGGUCCGAUGGCUGGGCCCGGCCCCUUCAAUACGCAGCGAUCGCGCCGUAGCUCUCGCACCUCAUACCAGACAGAUCACAACGAUUUCCGGUCCAUGUCCGAGGUGACGGUCGACUUCGGCCGGCCCCAGCCGGACAACCUGGACAAUGUGAGCGAUGCCAGCUCGUAUUAUCGUAUGCAGUACUACGAUGAUGAAGACCGACGCUCCUUCCAUCGCUCAAUCAGCCAUCCAUCGCUGGCUCGCUCGGCCAGCGAGUUCACUGAGCACUGGACAGCACCCGAUGACGUCGAGGUUUCCUCGCCCGAGGGCACGCCUCGCGCCUACCGAGCACGUCAGCCAUUGGCGCUAGCUCAGCACGUAGCGGGCCAGCCCGAGGAGCGCAUUGUCUCCCAGACACAAAGCGAGUACGUGGAGACGCAUCGCAGCGUCUUCCAAUCAGAAAAACAACUGCCAGCGCCGACGCGCAAAUGGUAGACGCAUAGUUUCUCCUCCCCUCUCUCCCCCUUCCUCUAUCUAUGUCUCUCGAUAAUCAAGUCAAUUUUAUUCUAUUAAUAUAUAUAAUACUUUCUUUAAUUAAGAAAUCAACUCACAAGCGGCAAAGUAUGUAACGGGAAGGGUUAUCAGAGUAGUAGUUAGAUUUGCUUAUAAUCAGUUUGAAUCUGGGAUUAGUCGAGUCGAUCAACUUUUCCGAUUAAUAACUAACUUAAUCAUCACAAUGCAGCAGCGUGAAUCCACAUCUACAAUUAUCUAUAUAUAUUCUAUAUACCUACAUAUAUAUAAUAUAUUACUAACAAAAGUGCCAAUUACAAUUGCCUGAUAAAUUUGAACUCUUGUAAAAUUCAAACACAAAUUUUAUUUUUUUUUUAUAUAUAUAUACAUAUAUAAUAGGCAAAAUAUUCUCUAUAUACCUUCAGCUGCUUUAGACCCCAUGCUGCCUUUAAGUAAAUAUAUAUUUAUAUAUGUACAUGUAUAUCUGAAAUUGGACCAAACUGAAAUUGGAUCUAUUUCCAUUCUACUGCCGCUAAGCAAACUCAAAGAGAUAUCGAAAUGAAGACAUAUGCAUACAUACUUAGAUGACAUUACUUCAGUUGUGUUGUGGAUAGCUUACAGACUUUUUGAUAGUAUUACUAAAAAUAGCUAGAGAUACAAAUACUAAAUAGAAUUUGUUAUUCGGGUGAAGGAAUAUUAACAUAAAAGACUACUCUAUUUCAACAUGAGCUUGCAAACAGUACAUACUAUUUUCGGGGACUUCAGAUAAUAAUACGUAUAUAUAUUAUAUGCAUUGUCCGAUGCAGUACGUAUGUAUAUACAUAUAUAUUAUUAUAAAUUCCUAUAAAAUAGCUUUUUUUUUUAAAUACAUUUUAUAAGCCAAUCCGUCCACGAAUAUAGUACAUAUACCUUCAGAAAACAAAUGCAUUAUGCCCUGAUUCUCCAUUUCAAAUGACUUCAGGGUAUUUAUCAUUUGCAGUAAUUAAAAAGAAAUCAUAGUUUAUUCUUCGGAAGAACCGAAGUUGUAACAGUUCUACAGAUGCAGAAUGGAUUGUGGAGAAAACAAUGAAUGCAGUUCAUUUUGUCAGAUAAUCAUUAUUAGUUGAUUAGUGGAAGCAAUGACAAAAUAGCAUUGAUCAGUUCAUAAUUAAGACCAGAUUGCAGAUAGAUCUAUAGCAAAACUGUAUACAUUAAGGUCGUCUAUGUGAAAAUCCAUAUAUAUAUAUAUAUAUAUAUAUAUAUAUAGAUAUAUAGGCAGUGACUUUUCUAAUGCAGGCGUAGAACAGUGCGAACAAAAAUGAAUUAAUUAUAUAAGUAGUAUCUUCAUUAUCAUAUCAAAAAAUUUUAAUCGCUAUCCACUUAAUCAAAGAAAUGCUGCUUGUUCAACGUACAUAGAUUACUAUUUAUCCUAACAGAAAUGUCUGUAAUCAAAGUAAGACAAUAAAAAAAAAAAUAAAUUAAAAAAA